This is a messenger RNA of Rhagoletis zephyria (snowberry fruit fly), 4875 nucleotides long. The record is from RefSeq and is a predicted model, not a curated record. Lineage: Eukaryota; Metazoa; Arthropoda; Insecta; Diptera; Tephritidae.
AUGUCGGACACGGACGACUUUUCCGACGAGGACGGCGCGGCCUUUCUCGAGGCGGCAACUGCUGGCGGCAAAAAGCAAAAUGGCAAAAAACUCAGCAUUGAACGCAUCUACCAGAAAAAAACGCAGCUCGAGCAUGUCCUCCUUCGACCUGACACCUACAUUGGCUCAGUGGAGAUGGAGACCAAGUCAAUGUGGGUCUGGGAAGAGGUGGACGGCGUUGGCAAGAUGGUCUUUCGAGACAUUUCCUACGUUCCUGGACUGUACAAAAUUUUUGACGAGAUUCUCGUCAAUGCAGCCGACAACAAGCAGCGUGACAAGACGAUGAACUGCAUCAAAAUUGACAUUGACCCAGAAAAAAAUGAAAUUGUCAUUUACAACAAUGGCAAGGGCAUUCCCGUGAUUGAGCACAAGGAGGAAAAGCUCUAUGUGCCGACGCUCAUUUUCGGGCACCUGCUGACGUCGUCCAACUACGACGACAAUGAGAAAAAGGUGGUCGGCGGGCGCAAUGGUUUUGGCGCCAAGCUGUGCAACAUUUUUUCAAACCGCUUCAAGGUGGAAACCUCCUACAAAGAGUACAGCAAGUCCUUUUCCCAGGUGUGGACGGACAACAUGAAGAACGCCAAGGAGGCAAAAAUUUCCAAAAACUCGAGCGAAGACUUUACGCGAAUCUCCUUUUCGCCUGACUUGUCCAAGUUUAAAAUGGACAAGCUGGACAAUGACAUUGUGGCGCUCUUUUCGCGUCGAGCCUACGACGUGGCCGGCUCCUCCAAGGGCGUCAAGGUGUACCUGAAUGGAAAGCGAUUGAUGGUGAAUGGCUUCAAGGAGUACGUGGAGCUUUUUGUCAAGGACAAGGAGGACGAGGUGGGCAACCCCAUCAAGGUGGCCUACGAGGCGGUCAAUGAUCGCUGGGAGAUUGCCGCCACCGUCAGCGACCGAGGCUUUCAGCAAAACAGCUUUGUCAACAGCAUUGCCACGACGCGAGGCGGCAAACACGUCGACUAUGUCACCGACCAGAUUGUCGGCAAGCUGGCAGACAUUAUUAAAAAGAAAAACAAGGCGGGCAUCAGCGUCAAGCCCUUUCAGAUUCGCAACCACCUCUGGGUCUUUGUCAACUGCCUCAUUGAGAAUCCCACCUUUGACUCGCAGACCAAGGAGACCAUGACGCUGCAGAGCAAGAGCUUUGGCUCCAAGUGCGUCCCCAACGAAAAGUUUUUCAACACGGUCGUCAAGGUGGGCGUCGUCGAGGCGAUUCUCUCCUGGGUCAAGUUCAAGGCGCAGAGUGAGCUGUCGAAAAAGUGCCACGCCAAGAAGCACGCCAAGCUGACGGGCAUUCCCAAGCUGGAGGACGCCAAUGACGCCGGCACCAAAAACUCGAUCGACUGUACGCUGAUUCUCACCGAGGGCGACUCGGCCAAGUCGCUGGUGGUGGCCGGCCUGGGCGUCGUCGGCCGCGACAAGUAUGGCGUCUUUCCGCUGCGCGGCAAAAUGCUCAACGUUCGCGAGGCCUCGCACAAGCAGAUUAUCGAGAAUGCCGAAAUCAACAACAUUAUCAAAAUUGUCGGUCUGCAGUACAAAAAGACGUACCAGAGCGUGGAGGACCUCAAGAGCCUGCGCUACGGCAAGCUGAUGAUUAUGACUGAUCAGGACCAGGACGGCUCGCACAUUAAGGGGCUGCUAAUCAACUUUAUCCACCACAAUUGGCCGUCACUGCUAAAGCUCAACUUUUUGGAGGAGUUUAUCACGCCGAUUGUCAAGGCCAGCAAGGGCAACGACGUGCACUCGUUUUACAGCUUGCCCGAGUUUGAAGAGUGGAAAAAGGAGGUUCACAACUGGCGCACCUACAAGAUUAAAUACUACAAGGGUUUGGGUACUUCGACGUCGGCCGAGGCCAAAGAGUACUUUUCCGACAUGAACCGCCACCGGAUUCGCUUUGUCUACACGGGCAGCGAGGAUGACCACUUUGUGCAGCUGGCGUUUAGCAAAAAGUGCGUCGAGCAGCGCAAAGACUGGCUGACCAACUCGAUGGACGAGCGCAAGCGAAGGCGCGAGCUCGGCCUGUCGGAAAUGUUUUUGUACGAGAAAAACACGCGCCAAGUCUCGUACAAGGACUUUGUCAACAAGGAGCUGAUUCUCUUUAGCAACAUGGACAAUGAGCGCUCCAUUCCGUCGCUGGUGGACGGGCUCAAGCCGGGCCAGCGCAAGGUGCUCUUUACCUGCUUCAAGCGCAACGACAAGCGCGAGGUCAAGGUGGCGCAGCUGGCCGGCUCGGUGGGCGAGCACAGCGCCUACCACCACGGCGAGGUCUCGCUCAUGUCGACCAUCAUCAACCUGGCGCAGGACUUUGUCGGCAGCAACAACAUUAACCUGCUGAUGCCCAUUGGCCAGUUUGGCACCCGCCUGCAGGGCGGCAAGGACGCCGCCAGCGCCCGUUACAUCUUUACCAUGCUCAGUCCGCUCGCCCGGAAGCUGUUUAGUCAGCUGGAUGAGCCGCUGCUAAACUACCUGUACGAUGACAACCUCAAGAUUGAGCCCGAGUACUAUGUGCCCAUCAUUCCCAUGGUGCUGGUCAACGGCGCCGAGGGCAUUGGCACCGGGUGGAGCACCAAGAUUCCCAACUACAAUCCACGGGACAUUGUCGACAACAUUCGGCGGAUGAUGCGCGGCGAGGAGGUCAAGGUGAUGAAGCCCUGGUUCAAGGGCUUUACCGGCUCCAUUGAGCAGCUGGACGCGCAGCGCUUUGUCGUCAACGGCGAGGCGGCCAUUCUCUCGAGCAAGUCGUUUGAAAUUACCGAGCUGCCGAUUCGCGUGUGGACGCAGACGUACAAAGAGUCGGUGCUGGAGACGUUUCUCAACGGCACUGAAAAGAUGCCCUCCUUUAUUACCGACUACAAGGAGUACCACACUGACGCGACGGUCAAGUUUACCGUGACCAUGAGCGAGGACAAUCUGCGCAAGACGCUGGACGGCGGCCUGCACAAGACGUUUAAAAUUCAGUCGACCCUCUCGACGACGUCCAUGGUGCUCUUUGACGCCAACGGCGUCCUGCGCAGGUACGAGACGCCCGAGGACAUACUGCGCGAGUUUUUCCCCCUUCGCCUGGAGCACUACUCGAAGCGCAAAAAGUACUACGAGGGCAUUCUCGACGCCGAGACGCUCAAGCUGGAGAACCAGGCGCGCUUUAUACUGGAAAAGAAUGACCGCAUUCUGGUGAUGGAAAAUAUUCGCAAAAAGGAGUUUAUUGCCCAGCUCAUCAAGCGCAACUAUGACACUGACCCGGUCAAGGUGUGGAAGAAGCGGUACGCGGAAAAGGACGAUGACGUCCAGUCGAGCAGCGACUCGGACUCGGACGAUGGACAUGACAAAAAGUACGACUUUGAUUACCUGAUUGACAUGAGCAUGCGGAGCAUGCUGCGCGAAAAGGUCGACGAGCUGACCAAGCUGCGAGACCAGAAAAAGGCCGAACUGACCAAGCUGCGCGCCUCGUCACCCGAAGACCUCUGGGAGGAGGACCUGCGCGCCUUUCUCGAGGAGCUCAAAACGCUGGAGAAGCAGGAGCGCGAGCUGCUGCUCAACGGCGACGCCAAGACGGCCAAAAUGUCCAAAACUGCCUCGCGCACCAUCAAGGCGGCCAAGAUGGUCAUUACCGAGGACCACAAGCCGUCUCCUGACGGCGAGAGGGUCAUUCCAAAGAUUGACAAUGAACUACUUAAAAAGGCGGGCCAGCUGGUCAAGCCAAAGCAGCAGCAACAGCAGGAGAGCAGCAAGGCGGCUGAAAAGAUGGAGCAGGAAACGGAGGAGCAGGAAAGGAAGGAGGCUCGUCCUGUAAAGCCCUCGACGGCCGACGACGACAGCUCCGACAGCUCUGACGGCUACGUGCCACUGGAGAAGCGCAUUGGCAAAUCGCCCCAGUUGAUUGAUAAAAAGUUUAGCCUGAUUACCAAGACGCUGGACAGAGCUGCCGACAGCGAGGCGGCAAGCAAGCCGCCAGCCGAGCCCGAGGAGAAAAAGAAAAAGCCGGCGCCGAAAAAGCGAGCACCCAAAGCCAAAGACACCAACGGUGACCACGUACCCAAAAAGGGGGCGGCAGGCAAGGGCAAGAAAAAGGGCCGCAAUCCUUGGUCAGAGUCGGACGAGAGCGACGGCGAGCAGUCGGAGCAGGAGCUCGAUUUUACCGACUCGUCAGAGGAAGAGGUGAUGCCGGUGCGCAAAAAGAAUGGCAUUGCUGCCGACAAGAAGAAUGGCGAAAAUGGACAGGUGGCUGAAAAGGUGGCGGCGGCGGCGGCGGCCCCUGAGACUGCACCGGCCCGCACCAAAUUUGACAGCGACGAUGACCUGUUUGCCAGCAAACCCGAGCCAGAAAAAAAGAAAAAGACUAGCGAAGAGCUGUUUGAUUCCAUCUUUACGCCCACCGGUCCCUCGUCGACGACGAGCAGCAAGGACAACUCGGAGCGACAAGAGGCCAUUGACAAGCUUCUCUCGCGAGAGCCCAUGUUUAAUGACUCUUCGGACGACUCGUUUGAUCAGCCAAAGCCAUCGUCACCCAAGGUGACGGCCAGCAAGCCGGCAGCCAAGCCAAAGGCCAAAAAGAAGCCGCCUAAAAAGGCGUCCUCGGACGACGACGCCAGUGACUCGGAUGACUUUAAGCCGACCAAGGCGGCGGCGAAAAAGCCAGCAGCCAAGUCGAGAAAAAAGAAAAAGUCGUCUGAUUCGGAGGAGGAGAAGCCGUCAAAAAAGAAAUCAAAGACCAAAUCGGUGGCCGAGACCAUGGACGAGACGUUCAACGAGCUGCCGCCCGAGUUUCGAACCAAAACGGGGCGCAUUCGAAAGCCCGUCAACUACAACCUUGCCGACUCUUCGGAAGAGGAUGACUUUUAG